AUGACUCAAAGAGCUUUCUUCAAGGUGAUAGACUUCUGUAAGUUUCGUCGUGUAAAUGUUCUGAGUGCGAGGGAUGCCACCAGCCGAUACUCUGGGGCUCGCUUCUGUGCUGCUGCUGUUGGCUUUCUGACAGUUUCCAGUGUCAUUACCAUGUCAGCCCCUUUCUUUCUGGGUAAAGUUAUUGACGUUAUUUAUACAAAUCCCAGUGAAGACUUCACUGACAGCCUGACCAGCCUGUGUGCCUUGCUGAGUGGAAUCUUUUUAUGUGGUGCUGCUGCUAAUGCUACUCGUGUCUACCUCAUGCAGACUGCAGGACAACGAAUUGUGAAACGUUUGAGAACAACCAUGUUCUCCUCUAUUCUGAAGCAAGAAAUGGCUUUCUUUGACAAGACCAGAACAGGAGAGCUGAUAAACCGCUUAUCUUCAGAUACAGCCCUCUUGGGCCGUUCAGUGACUGAAAACCUUUCAGAUGGGCUCAGGGCAGGAGCACAGGCAUCUGUGGGGGUUGGAAUGAUGUUUUUUGUGUCACCUAGCCUUGCUGCAUUUGUUCUGAGCGUUGUGCCACCCUUGGCUGUUCUGGCUGUGAUUUAUGGAAGAUACUUGCGAAAACUUACUAAAAUGACCCAAGAUUCUCUUGCAGAAGCAACACAGUUAGCUGAAGAGCGUAUUGGAAACAUAAGAACUGUUCGAGCUUUUGGGCAAGAAGUGGCUGAAAUGGAGAAGUAUACAAAUAAAGCUGAUUAUGUGCUACAGCUGGCUAAAAAAGAGGCACUAGCUCGGGCAGGCUUCUUUGGAGCAACUGGCCUUUCUGGAAACUUAAUUGUCCUCUCAGUCUUAUACAAAGGAGGAUUACUAAUGGGCAGUGCCUACAUGACAGUUGGUGAACUCUCAUCUUUCCUAAUGUAUGCCUUCUGGGUUGGAAUAAGCAUUGGAGGUCUAAGUUCCUUUUAUUCCGAACUAAUGAAAGGACUAGGUGCCGGUGGACGUCUAUGGGAACUUAUUGAAAGGAAGCCCCAACUUCCAUUUAAUGAGGGAAUCAUACUAGGCAAAGAGACAUUCAGAGGUGCUUUGGAAUUCAAGGAUGUUGAGUUUGCAUAUCCAAUACGUCCAGAAACAGCCAUUUUCAAAGAUUUUAGCCUUUCCAUUCCAGCUGGCUCUGUUAUGGCUUUGGUUGGCCCAAGUGGUACAGGGAAAUCAACUAUUGUAUCCCUUCUGCUGAGGCUGUAUGAUCCUAUCUCAGGUACUAUCACCGUUGAUGGCUUUGAUAUCCGUCAGUUAAAUCCACUGUGGUUCAGGACAAAGAUUGGAACAGUGAGUCAGGAACCAAUUCUGUUCUCCUGUUCUAUUGCUGAAAAUAUUGCCUAUGGUGCAGAGGAUCCUUCUACUGUGACUGAAGAGGAGAUUCAGAAAGUUGCUGAAAUAGCUAAUGCUGCUAGCUUUAUCAGAGAUUUUCCAAAAGGGUUUGACACUGUAGUUGGAGAAAAAGGCAUUCUGCUUUCAGGUGGACAGAAGCAACGAAUUGCAAUUGCUCGAGCUCUGCUCAAGAAUCCUAAAAUUCUUCUGUUAGAUGAAGCAACAAGUGCUUUGGAUGCUGAAAAUGAAUAUCUAGUGCAAGAAGCUCUGGAGCGGCUGAUGGAAGGGAGGACAGUCCUAAUUAUUGCUCAUCGUCUGUCUACUAUUCAGAAUGCUGAUUUUGUUGCAGUCCUUGGCCAGGGUAAAAUUCUUGAAUGUGGAAAACAUGAGGAACUACUUGCAAAUCCAAAUGGACUUUUCAGGAAACUAAUGCAGAAACAAGCUUUUCUUCAGAAUAGUGAUACUUUUGCAUUAGAUUUACAAUCCAGAGAAAAGGAUGUAUUAAAAGAAAAUGUAUGAGAGAAUGUAUGAAUAAUGGAGGCUUACAAACUACAAAGAAUAUAACUUAUGUUUCAGUUAUGUAAAGUAAAUGUUAUAUUUUUCCAAAAUGUACAAAAUAUCUUUUGAAACUUAAAUGUGUUUAAACUUUUUAUUGAAAGCUUUCUAAUAAUUAUUGCAACUUUUUAAAAUGUCUAUCACAUUGAGAUAAUUUUAGUGUAUAGAUUUUUCUGCUUUGUGUUAAUUGAGACCAUUUAGAAUCUUGUUUGCUGUAAUGCACUGUAUGAUGAUGUGCUGCAUUCUCAAGUAAGUUCAGUACUUUAAGGGUAA
Fulmarus glacialis (Northern fulmar) is the source of this 2181-nucleotide messenger RNA. RefSeq names its product ATP-binding cassette, sub-family B (MDR/TAP), member 10 (gene ABCB10). Gene Ontology annotation, biological process: transmembrane transport. The record is from RefSeq and is a predicted model, not a curated record. NCBI's taxonomy places the organism in Eukaryota, Metazoa, Chordata, Aves, Procellariiformes, Procellariidae. Gene Ontology annotation, cellular component: membrane. The coding region runs from base 1 to 1872 and encodes 623 amino acids. The transcript is spliced from 13 exons. Gene Ontology annotation, molecular function: ATP binding; ATP hydrolysis activity; ABC-type oligopeptide transporter activity.